CUGGAAAACAAAGUGACGGCAGGCUAUGUUUGUUGUCAUUACUGUUUUUGUUGUGAAGAGCAAACGCGAGGAUCAUCUUCGCUUGGAUGGACCUAUGGUGAACAUUAUAGAGAGGUGAAAUGUGAGACACGAUGGCUGAUUUUGAAACGUAUCAGGAGUAUCAGCGGAUAGAAGAGUAUGAUGAAGACUCUCCGCCGGGAGAGGAAGAUUUACUCAUCCACGUGCCAGAGGGCAGAGGAGACCCAUGGCAUCAUAUCAAGAAUCUUGACAACUUCUUCACAAGAAUCUAUCAUUUCCAUCAGAAGAAUGGAUUCGCCUGCAUGGUGUUAUCAGAGUUUUUUGAACUUGUGCAGUUCCUGUUUGUGGUCACGUUUACGACAUUCCUCUUCAACUGCGUGGAAUACGAUGUUCUCUUUGCCAACCGAGCUGUCAAUCAUACGGGACAGAGCGUCGGUCCUAUGGACAGGAACAAGGUUACCCUUCCCGAUGCUAUUUUGCCCAGCGAGCAGUGCACAGAGAGGAUUCAAGGCAACAGCUGGAUAAUCUUUCUCUUGAUAAUGGCGGCCAUUUUUUGGGUCUACCGGCUCGUGAAGGUGAUCUGCAAUGUCCUCAGCUACUGGGAGAUCCGGCAGUUUUAUAUCAAAGCACUGAAAAUACGCAUGGAUGAAUUGUGCAACUUCUCAUGGCAAGAAGUUCAAGGUCGCUUGAUUCACCUGCAGCGUGAGCAUCCCAUGUGUGUCCAGAAGAGGGAACUCUCCGAACUGGACAUCUACCAUCGCAUCCUCCGCUUCAAAAACUACACCGUGGCAAUGGUCAACAAGUCCCUGCUGCCCGUCAAACUAAACAUGCCCUUUAUGGGCGAAAUGAUUUUCCUCACGCAGGGCCUAAAAUACAACUUCGAGCUCAUAUUAUUUUGGGGACCUCUGUCGCUUUUCCAGAACAAAUGGAGUUUACAUCCCAAGUACAAACGGGCGGCUAACCGUCAGGAUCUGGCCAAACAGCUCAGUCGUGUCAUACUUUUAACAGGCCUCGUCAAUCUCCUGUUAUGCCCGUUCGUGCUUGUGUGGCAGGUGUUGUAUGCGUUUUUCAGCUACGCCGAAGUCAUCAAACGGGAACCGGGCAGUUUGGGGGCACGGCGCUGGUCGCUGUACGGCCGCCUCUACCUGCGACAUUUCAACGAGCUCGAUCACGAGCUGCAUGGCAGGAUGGGUCGGGGCUACAAACCGGCCGCCAAGUACAUGAAUGCCUUCGUUUCUCCUUUGAUGGCGGUGCUGGCGAAAAACGUGGCUUUCUUCUCCGGUUCGGUGCUAGCCGUGCUCAUCGCUCUGACUGUGUACGACGAGGACGUGCUGACUGUGCAACACAUUCUGACAGCCAUCACUGUUCUGGGAGUGAUCAUCACCGUCACCAGGUCAUUUAUUCCAGAUGAACAUAUGGUGUGGUGUCCCGAGCAGCUGCUCCAGUGUGUUCUGGCUCACAUUCACUACAUGCCCGACCACUGGAAGGGUCAGGCCAACAAGAGCGAGACCCGUGAUGAGAUGGCACAGCUUUUCCAGUACAAAGCGGUCUUUAUCUUGGAAGAGCUCCUGAGUCCUAUAAUUACCCCCUUCAUCCUCAUCUUCCCCCUACGGAGCAAGUCUCUCGAAAUCAUCGAUUUCUUUCGUAACUUCACCGUAGAUGUGGCAGGGGUGGGAGACAUAUGCUCAUUCGCACAGAUGGACAUCAGGCGCCAUGGCAACCCACAGUGGAUGUCUGAAGGUCAGACGGAGGCGUCCGUGUAUCAGCAGGCUGAGAACGGCAAGACUGAACUUUCACUGAUGCACUUUACCAUCAAAAAUCCUCGCUGGCAGCCGCCACAGGAGAGCUCGGUGUUCAUCAGUCAUCUGAAGGAGAAGGUUCAACACGAUGCUCAGACAGGACCGUCUCCUCAACUUCUCCUGUCUGAAGCUCCUCUUUGUACCUCGCUGCUCUCCAACGAAUCCGCCACUGGCCCUGAUAACCUGUUAGCCAGCGUCUUGGCUCACCCUGUGCUCACCGCGUCCGGGCUGCCCGCAUGGAACCGGCAUUGUAUCCCGCAGAACAGCGCGGCCUCGGCUGCCGCCAGCGUCCUGGCAUCCCUCUCCACAUCCCAGCAGCCUCACGCCGGACGUCCUCGCUCGCACGCUCACCUGCCAUCCAGACCGCCCCAUGACAGCCCGAUGUACAACAGCGACCACACGCUGGGCGACAGCAUGUCUGCAAGUGAAUCCAAGAUCCUCAGCCAAUCGUCUUCAGCCCUGGCAUCUGAGUUUGCAUCGGCAGAGAUGAGCCUCCAUGCUAUAUACAUGCACGAGGUACAUCAGCAAAAGACCCAGCAUGCACCUGGAUCGUAUGCGCACCAGGAGUCUGUGCCAAUGAGGGAAAUGAGUACCAACAGCGAUCCACAGCUCCAGUCAAUCAGCGUGGUGUCUCCCUGUCCUCGCCGCUUGGGUGGCUGGGCUGAAGAGGAAGAAGAGGUGGAUGAAGAAGAGAUCAACACCAGCCCUGUGCCGGAUCAAACCAGCAGAGGGAGCAGCUGAAGUGCCUUCAAACCUGUGCGUUGUUGCAUUUGUUUGUGGGAGGAAUGUUGUGGCCUUACUUUGGUUUAAAAUCUUCUGAACAAGCAUGCUGGACAUCACGAGAGCAUGCAAAUAAAAACGGCCCUUCAGAAGAUCUCGGUUCUCCGUUCGUCCUGCACAGAGGAACAGUGUGUCGUACAGUAACGUCUCUACAGUAUGUCUGCCACUACCCCUUCCUCUUUUCACAUCUAAAUCUAUUUAAAUAUAAGACUGCCGUGUGUGUGCUGGAGUGUAUGUUAGUUUUCAGACCAGAGAUGUUGCUUUUUGUUUGUGCUAUGACAUGAACUGAUGUCAAGCAGACAGAUGACAUUGUUUUUACAGUAUUUAUUUCGAUUUCAUUCACGCAAAGUUUGUUUCAUGUGGUUUAGAGCAAACUCAUUUCUCGCUUCUCUGAUUUAGAUGACGUUUUACAGCCAGGCAGUAUUUAUAUUUCAAGCAAUGCCAUUGCAGGGUUACGAAUUUUUACAGCUGUAUCAUCAGCGAACGCAGAAACAUAUUAGUGAAUGUAAAAUCUUGCCAGUUGCCUCUUCAUAAAAACAUUAUUUAAAGCUUUUUCCCUUAAAAGAUGUAAUAUAUUAAAUAAAAAAAAUUAUGCAUUAAAAUUUUAUUUAAUAGAACACGCAGUUUGCUAACAUUUUUAAUUAUCUUAAGGACAAACCUGUAAAAAAAUAACAAAGCCUAAACGUAGCAAUUGAUGAUUGAAGGGCAGACUCACAGUUUUUAAAUCAUUAAAUAAUAAAAAAUAUAUUUGUUGCGCUGUCUAAAAAGUAGGUCGGUCAUUAAUUCAAUUCCACUGGCAAUUAUGCAAACUACUUUAGUUUAAAUCAUCUGAUGAUCAUAUUACUGCAGUAAUGCUAUUUGCGAAAAAGAAUGAUUAUUACGACAUGCUCGAGUUAAUAUGGAAACAAUGUUUUUUUUUAAAGUAAUCAAAGCCAGUAAUCAAAUUUUUUUUGACUACUUGCAUUUCGUACUCUUUUCGUACUACUUCCACCCAGUGUGCCGAUGCACCUUAUGUAACCACUCAACAUGUUCAAAACAAUCACUGUUUAAGAUUAAAAUGCCUGUUUUAAAGUGUAAACCGUAUCACGUGUGGUUGGUUAGUCCCCACAAGAAUGAAAUACUAAAUGUCAUACUAAACCUGUUUUUUAAAUAUAUAAAAAAUACUGAGCUGUUAUACUACAUCCCAGAGGUCAUCAGUUAAACAGUUAAUGUACAAAUCAAAACUUUUGGGUAUAAUUUCUGUGUGGUGCCUCCAGAUGAGUUUUAACCUAAAAAUCAGUUGUUAUCUUGAACAAAUAUCAUGCUGUUAGAUUUUAUUAAUAAUUAAGUCUAAUCUCUACAUCAAGGGCUUUUUGAUAGUCUCCACAUGGUGUAUGGUGCGUCUGUCUCCAUGUUUGUGAACGUUAAACACUAGAAACUUUUAGAAGUCACCUACUUGAAAUAAAGUAGAGUAUUUGGCAGACUUGGAAUGAGUAUCUUGACGUUUAAUCUUUGUUGAGUUUAGUUUUAUAAUAUUAAGUUAACAAGGGUAACAGCAUCAAUGUCAUACCCAGACCAGAUUACCUCCUAAUGUACUUUAAGGGGUGGUUUCCCGGACCCGGUUUAGAUUAACUCUAGGACAUUUCGGUCGUUUUUACAAGCAAACCUUACAAAAAAAAAACAUUAAAGGUGUGCAUGUUGAGACAAAACAACAGCACUGAUAUAUGUUAAGAUAUGUCAAUGCAAAGUGUUUUUGGCGGCUCAAACAUGCAUUUUAAUCUGGGACCUUGUCCGGGAAACUUCCCCUAAGACCGUUAUAUGUACAGUAUUUAUUUGUGCUGGUGUGACAUUGUUAUAGCAGGUGGGCAAGUGAAUGAUCAAGAUCUGGAUGAUGGCAAGCUAUAAAAUAUUGUGGGAUUAAAGGGUUAAUGCAUACAGUGUGAACAAAGUAAUGCUUUAAAGCUCUGUUAUCUUAAUGUUUAUUUAACAGUCUGAGGUUCGACUGUGCCAGGUGCUAUAUAUAUAUAUUUAAUUUGUUUCAAUUAUUUAUCUGUUUUUUGUUUUUUUUGUUUUGGAUUUGGACUAUGUCUGAUUGAAAUAACACUAUCUGAAAAUAAAACCAUAUCAAAAAAUGU
Molecule: messenger RNA, 4711 nt
Organism: Paramisgurnus dabryanus
Lineage: Eukaryota; Metazoa; Chordata; Actinopteri; Cypriniformes; Cobitidae
Gene: atg9b
Product: autophagy related 9B
Biological process (GO): protein localization to phagophore assembly site; reticulophagy; piecemeal microautophagy of the nucleus
Cellular component (GO): autophagosome; phagophore assembly site
Source: RefSeq, a predicted model, not a curated record